This is a messenger RNA of Triticum dicoccoides, 803 nucleotides long. RefSeq lists its product as uncharacterized. The transcript is spliced from 3 exons. Lineage: Eukaryota; Viridiplantae; Streptophyta; Magnoliopsida; Poales; Poaceae. Bases 279 to 707 code for a protein of 142 amino acids. The record is from RefSeq and is a predicted model, not a curated record.
AAAAAGAGAAUCGCCGCAUUUCAUUCGACCCCUCCGUUUCAUCUUCUUUCUCGCGAUCUUUGGGGCGAGACCCUCGCCACGCUUUUGCGGCGGCGCCGCCCUUGCAAUGCAACGGCGCUGCGGGUCAAGGCACGCCGUCGACCCCCGUCCGCCGUGCCGGCAACCGCGCCCCGGCCACCGCUCCUUCCUCUGCUCCGGCCUCCGGCGUUCCGCUUCCCCUAUGGCGCGAAGGAAGUGAGGGUUCACAGUCACCCACUCGCUCCUCGCCUGCGCCCAUCAUGCGUAGAGCCGGUGAGGGGUCCGUCGGCGGGCACAACGUGGUAGGAGGACUUGGGAUCUGCCAGCAUCCAGGAGAAAUCCUCUUGCUCUCCCAGUUCGUCUCUUCCACGCGAUUGCCGGCGACCGGCGCUUUCAUCAGUACACGAGUUGAGAAUGCACAACAUGGCUGCAGCGAGUGGCAGACACAAUUUCCGCGACCUCUGCGACGAGCUCCUAUGGCGUGUGUUGUCCUUCCUUCCACAGGACGAUGCCCUGCAGGCCUGUGUGCCACCCGGUGGCGCAACCUCUAUAGGGGCGACCAACCUGCUCCUCGUUUUGAACAGUUGGUGAAGCUGGUCAACCUGUACAAUUUCUAUUUUUGGGUGAAGUUGGUACCGACUGGGAGUCUGGUAGUUCUUGCAGAUUUUACUUCUAUCCAGGGACUGUAGCAAGACAUAUCGGAAGAUCAUAAUUCAAUCUAAGAUGUCGUCCGAAAUCAAAGAUGAUCCAUUUAUAAUUUGAUGUCGAAAUUAUUAUGAUGAUCA